AUGGAGGAGUACAAAUGCAAACUUUGUACAAGAUCAUUCAUCAGUGGCAGAGCACUCGGUGGCCACAUGAAAGCUCAUCUAGCCAUCCUCCCUCACCACCACCGUACUCCUCCCUCUUCUUAUUCAGAUGAAAAUCUGUCAGAUCCUAAGUUUUCUUUCUCAACAAAAACAGAGUACAUUCUUCAUGACAGAGAGAGUGAAACUGAGUCAAAACACCCGACUCAGAAACGAUCCAACCGAAACAGAAACUCAGAACAAAAGAAGCUUAAACAGAGUUUAAUAGCUUCGCAUUCACCACAAACACCGAUUAGUUCCAUUUCCGAAACUUCUCCGGAAGAAGAACUUGCUAAAACUCUCAUGAUGCUAUCAAGAGAUCAAUGGAACACCGACGUUGCUGUCAAAGAAGAAUCACAAGAAGUUGAAAGAUCAAUGGAAGAUAUCAAGUUCAGAGAAGUUAGUAGGAGGCGUAAAUGCUACGAAUGUGGACAGAACUUUCCAAGUUCAACAGCAGUUAAAAGUCACAAAAACAUUUGUCUUCAAAAUGAACCUGCAACAACAAGUGGCGGUGAUCAUAAAAUAUUCAAAUGUUUGGUUUGUUCUAAGGUCUUUGGUUCUGGUCAAGCACUAGGUGGUCACAAGAAAUCUCACCUUCAUAAGAAAAAACUCUGUUUCAUCGAUCUCAACUUGCCACCUUCGCUACAAGAAAACCAUGAUCGCAUCAACUAG
Vicia faba (fava bean) is the source of this 726-nucleotide messenger RNA. The record is from the annotation of a GenBank genome assembly. NCBI's taxonomy places the organism in Eukaryota, Viridiplantae, Streptophyta, Magnoliopsida, Fabales, Fabaceae.